Molecule: messenger RNA, 261 nt
Organism: Ceraceosorus guamensis
Lineage: Eukaryota; Fungi; Basidiomycota; Exobasidiomycetes; Ceraceosorales; Ceraceosoraceae
Exons: 2
Cellular component (GO): mitochondrion
Source: RefSeq, a predicted model, not a curated record
AAUCCGGGUGGUGUGCGAACCGGAUCCAAAAUCCUACGUGCCAGAUUAAGAGGUCCUAGCAUGUUGAGGUACUAUCCUCCUACGCUCAAUUUGAGAUCUGUCAACAUGUUAGGUAGAGAGCUGGAAGGGGAUUUAUGGAGGGACGUGGUGGAUUGGAACGAGAGACAGCGAUUGGCUGAUCUGGACAAGGCUAAACAUUAUGGGAAGAACCCGCCCAAGAAGGGUCAAGGACGAAGAGCAGCUGUCAAAGGAAAGAGGUGA